CGUUGAGGCCACUGUGAACUUGAUCCGACGACAGAAGAGGAGGCUUUAGUUUUCAGCGGUGAUUUUUCGCCGAUUUUCUACAUUUUCUUCUGUGUUGUAGUUGUAUUGUUUUAAAGACAAAAUGGCACUCGUUGUAGAAAAGGUUGCCACAAGCCCAUUCGAAGGAAUGAAACCGGGCACCAGCGGACUCCGCAAGGCCGUGCAAGUUUAUCAACAACCGAAUUAUACAGAGAAUUUCGUCCAGGCGACUUUGACAGCUGGCUUAGGAGAAAAGUUGAAGGGGAGUUCUCUCGUUGUCGGUGGAGAUGGAAGAUAUUUUGGUAAAGAAGCCACAGAAUUGAUUGUUAAAAUAUGUGCGGCAAAUGGGGUAUCAAGGUUACUGAUUGGCCAAAAUGGUUUGAUGUCAACACCAGCCUUGUCUUGUGUGAUCAGGAAAUAUAAAACUGACGGAGGUAUCAUACUUACAGCUAGUCACAAUCCUGGUGGACCGAAUGGUGAUUUUGGUAUCAAAUUUAACACAGCUAAUGGAGGUCCAGCACCAGAGGCGGUUACCAAUGCAAUUUUUGAAGCAACAAAAACAAUAUCAGAAUAUCCCAUAUGUCGGGAUUUAAAAAUAGAUCUUUCAGUUAUUGGCAGGAAUACUUUUGAAGUUAAUGGCCAGACUUUUACCGUUGAUAUCAUCGAUUCUGUGGAUGAUUACUGUAACUAUAUGAAGGAGAUCUUUGAUUUUAACUCCAUUAGAACUUUGUUGUCUGGUUCCGAUGGGCGUCCACCUUUAAAUCUUCUAUUAAAUUCCAUGCAUGGAGUUAUGGGUCCUUAUGUUACGAAGAUUGUAUGUGGAGAGUUAGGUGCCCCUGAAUCAAGCACUGUUAAUUGUGUACCACUAGAAGAUUUUGGUGGACAUCAUCCCGACCCUAAUUUAACCUAUGCUGCUGACCUUGUCAAUGAACUGAAAAAAGGUCAACAUGGUUUUGGAGCUGCGUUUGAUGGUGAUGGGGACAGGAAUAUGAUUUUAGGACAGAAUGCAUUUUUUGUAACACCGUCCGAUUCUCUCGCUGUUAUAGCUAAUAAUAUGGAGUGUAUUCCCUUCUUUAAACAAUCAGGGGUCAAAGGUUAUGCCCGUAGCAUGCCAACAGCAGGUGCUGUCGAUAGAGUAGCCAAGGCUAAAGGAAAGGAACUUUUCGAAGUUCCGACAGGCUGGAAGUUUUUUGGUAAUUUAAUGGAUGCCGGUAGAUUGUCGUUGUGUGGAGAGGAAAGUUUUGGAACUGGAUCGGAUCAUAUUCGUGAGAAGGACGGUUUGUGGGCUGUGUUAGCUUGGUUAUCUAUCUUAGCUCACACAAAACAAUCUGUUGAAGAACUUAUUAAAGAUCAUUGGAAACAAUAUGGUAGAAACUUCUUUACCAGAUAUGAUUAUGAGAAUUGUGAAAAUGGUCCAGCAAAUACAAUGAUGGAGAAUUUAAACAAUGUGAUUAGUUCACCUGAGUUAGUUGGUAAAAAGUUUACGGAAGGUAGUAAAAGUUAUACCGUAGCUAAAGCUGAUAACUUCUGUUAUACAGAUCCGAUAGAUAAUAGUGUCAGCAAAAAUCAGGGAGUGAGGAUUAUAUUCACCGACGAUUCCAGGAUAAUAUUUCGAUUGAGCGGAACUGGAAGUAGUGGGGCUACCAUUAGAUUAUAUAUAGAAGGCUAUGAGGCUGAUACAUCACAACAUCAUCUUGAUGCUCAGGUGGUGUUGAAACCUCUAAUUGAAAUUGCUUUAAAGUUAUCACAAUUACGAGAACUGACUGGACGACAAGAGCCUACUGUUAUAACAUAAUGUCCAGAUUAACUAGUCAUUUAUAUGUAUAUAACAAGGUAACCCCAGUAAACAGACAUCUCAUCCUCCCAAUCUCCCCUUUAUUACUAAGUAUGUCUACCAGAGCCAUAUAUAAGGCCAUACAAAAUAACUCAGACUUAAGUUAAGAAUUUACUCAAAAUUGUUCGCAUUAUUUUAACUAAAAUAUUGCCCUUUAUAAACACAAUAAGAAACUAUGUGCAGAGUUUUGUGUUUCUGGAUCAAAAGAUAUUACUCAUAAACAGUGAUAGAAAGUUGAGUAAAUCCUUAAUUUAAAUCCGAGAAUGCUUUGUGAACUCGGGGCCAGGUCACCAGGUCCGUGGUGCACAAGUUAGGCCUUGUGAGGAAAAGCCUCUAGUCAUUCAGAUGGGGCAAAAAACCUCUUGUUUCAACUAGUCGUUCACACAAUAACAUGUGUAACUGUUAUAUGUUAAUUUACAUAUGGUAAAAAUACCCUGCUAAAAUUAAUCAAUUUUGCAAUGUUGUCUUGAGGAGAAUGUGGAUCUAUAUGAAAAUUAAAAAAAAGAGAACAAAUUGUAUUAUAUAUUCUUUUAUUUUCUGCCAUGUUGUAAAGUGGAAAGUUGUUUUAUAAAAUUGAUAAAUUCCUGUGAUUUAAAACCACUAGUCAUCAUUUGCAUUUUUCGGACAAUUUUUCUGGGAUUAAUCCACCCUAAAUUGAAAUGAUAAAGUUUAAUACAGUCAACAAAAACAAAAUAAACAGUAGAUAAUCUGCUUAAAAUACAUAUCUAUAUUUCGUUUUUUUUUAAUACUUUUAAUGGCCUCUACUACAUGAAGAUCUGUCCGGUUGUAGCGGAAGGUUGCGUCAGGUGUCAUACGAGUGACUUUUGACCCUAUGCCAUCAGACAUUUGAUUAACCAAUCAGCGUUUGGGUUACCAACAGUUCUGUGCACCUCACGCCAAAAAUUUGCCAGAACAGACUUUCUUUGGCUAAUCCUUCACAUCAUCCAGACAAGAAUAAUAAAAUUUUGAACUAUAAAAAACGAAACAAUGUAGGAUCUGUGUUUUAAUUAGAUUGUUUAAAAAGAAGUACAUCUGACACUUAUAGGUGAUUCUGUCUUGUUUAUAUCAUCUGCUGAGGAUACCAAAUGUUAUGAAUCAGUCAUUUCUUUAAUCAAAAUCUCUCAAAUGGUGAUCAGUGGCUUUAACUAAUUGAUUAAUUAAUUCAAUAAUUGAGAUUUAUUGGCAUAAUAUAUAUGUAUAUUGUGAUGUUUUUAGUAGCUAGGAUAAUAGAUUAAUAUUCCCAAAAGUUCUCUAUUUGACCAAUGAAGCAGGUAUUCAUUUUAUCUACUCAAACUGUGCGCUUAUUCUAAAGAUGAUUUUCAUGAAAUUCGGGGCUCAUAUGUGCGCUCAUUUGGUCAAAUAGGGUAGUAUCUUUUUAAAAGAAUGUUUUAGAUACCAUUUAUGUCCCAGAUUUUUAAUAUGUUCAGGUAAAUGUGUGCUAGAAAUUGUAAUUUAACAUGUUUUAAAAUAUGUAUUGGAACAUUGCAGUGUGGUAGCACACUUCACCCAAAUAUGUAUUGGAACAUUGCUGUGUGCUAGUACACUUCACCCAAAUAUGUAUUGGAACAUUGCUGUGUGCUAGCACACUUCACUCAAAUAGUGUGUACCAAAACAUACUUGUUUGCUAGCACACUUCACCCUAAUAGUGUGUAUCAAAACAUACCUGUUUGCACCUUAACAGUGUGCUGUGUGCUUUGUUAUGUUCUGUAAAACUUGAUAUUGUUGUGUGCUGCUAGAAUAUAUUGCCUUAAUAGUGCUUGUGUUCCCACACAUGUCACCCUAGCCCAAUACAACGUUUUUUUGUUCGAACUCUGUCCAGUAAAGCCUUAUGGGCAAGGUAUUCGCUGAGAAAUCUGGUCUCUACUUAUUGUAUUGAAGCGUUAUGCCAAAGAGACACAUAUAGCUUGUCAAGACUCCUAAUUAUCCAAAACUGUUAACUUUAUUUAAACAUACAUUAUGCAAGAGAAAAAUCUGCUUAUUACAAGUCUUUUUUUAGGCCUGAAAUGUUAUCUAAAUUAUCAAUUAGACAUUAAUUAACUUAUCCAGACCGUAAUAAACUCUCAAUGUCAAGGCUAGCCUUUGAUGUUGGCUGAAUUAGAUUCCUAUAUGCUGCUAACGGCCAUUGAUAAUUAAAUAAAAAAAGUGGAUAAUCAAGACUAUGCUGUUUAUAUUAAUGAUUUUAGUAAUGAUGACCGAGACUAUGCAAAAAUUUCACCCGCUUCGUUCUCGGCUCAUAGUGGAUCAAUAUGACUGAAAUUUUCAGCAAAUUACCUUUACAUUAUCUAGUUUUUAACUCUUAUAGUGAGAACCGCCAGAAUUAUCUUAUCUCCCAUAAUGUAUCUUUAAGAUGCAUUAUGUAAGAUUUAGAUAAAAAGCUGACAGUUCAAACAUAGAUAAUGAAAAAUGAAUACAGUACUUUAUUAUGAGCGAAGUUAUGAGUAUUUUAAGAUGAAGCGUAUAUUGUUUAUUAUCGUAGCAGCAGUACUAAGUCUGGAUUAUCCAUAAUUAUAUGCUCUAGAGAGAUGAUUUUGGGUUUUUCAUAAAGGUCUAAAUAAUAGUUCAUAUAACAUUUUUAGCCAAAAUAAAGACUCGCAAUAGGCAGAAUUAGCUCUUACAUAAUGCAUCUUUAAUAUUUGAAAUUGUUAUGUUAUGUUUAUUCUGGGGGUAAAUAACUUCCGUGGUUGAUUAAAUAAAAUGGUUGAUGCUUUAUAAUA
Messenger RNA from Patella vulgata (common limpet), 4566 nucleotides. Its product is annotated as phosphoglucomutase-1. The transcript has 9 exons. NCBI's taxonomy places the organism in Eukaryota, Metazoa, Mollusca, Gastropoda, Patellidae. Bases 122 to 1813 code for a protein of 563 amino acids. Gene Ontology annotation, cellular component: cytosol. The record is from RefSeq and is a predicted model, not a curated record. Gene Ontology annotation, biological process: carbohydrate metabolic process. Gene Ontology annotation, molecular function: magnesium ion binding; phosphoglucomutase activity.